AACUUCCCCUGUUUUCCUUUCAUCCAAAGUUUUAGUCUUUCUUGUUAAAAAUCCAAGCCUUUAUGUUAAAAGUCCAAUAUUUUUGUUCAAGAUUGAAUAUAUCUUGAUAAAAAUUCACUAUUUGUUUUUUUAAGUUCCAAUCUUUUGUUAAAAACCCAAUAUCUGUGUCAAAGAUUGAAUAUUUCUUGAUUAAAAAUCCAAUCUUUGUGUUAAAGAUUGAAACUUUAUUGUAAAAAUGGAAGUAACACUUGGUUUGAUAGGCCAAGUUGAUGGUGGUGGUGGUGGUGAUGGAGGAGUGUCAUCUGAUGGGUCAACAACAGCAAGGUCAACAAUCUUGAAUGGGUCAAAAGAAAAUGAUAAUAAUAAUAGUAGUAUGGUUAUGAUGAACAUGAUGAUGUCUAAUGAAGUAACUUCAUCUGAAAAUGAGAAUUUAGAUGGUCUUGAAUUGGGACUUGGGUUAAGUAUUGGUGGUGGUGGUGGUUUGAAGUCAAAGAUGGAGGCUGGAGGAAAUGGUUGGAGUCAAUAUGCAAGAAUAUUGACUGCGAAAGAUUUCCAGAAUUGUUUGGUUACAAAACAAAAUUCUUCAUCUUCAUCUUCUUCAGUUAAUAUCCCAAAUUCAGCUUCAAAUACUUCUGGUACUAAAAGAAUUGCCACUGAUUCUGUUUCUCCUCCUACUGGUACUAGUGUUGUGGGAUGGCCUCCUGUAAGUAAAGCUCACAGGAUGCCUAGCUUGGCUAACCAGAUCAAGUCACCAACUGAAAACCUUAUCUCAACAACUGGACAAAACAAAAGCAAGAAUGGAACUGUUGGAACCAAGGAUUAUUCUAAUGAAAAAAAGUUGAUUUCCAACACGAAGUAUCGGUCAGUAAAAGUCAACAUUGAUGGAAGUUUGAUCGGAAGGAAGGUUGACCUCAAUGCUCACACCUCUUAUGAGAUGUUGGCUCAAACCUUAGAGGAAAUGUUCUUGGGAAGAAGGUCAAGCACAGAAGCAGCAAGACCUUCAAGAUUGUUGGAUGGAACGUGUGAAUUUGUCCUCACUUAUGAAGAUAAAGAUGGAGAUUGUAUGCUUGUUGGAGAUGUUCCUUGGCAGAUGUUUAUUAGCACCGUCAAGAGGCUUAGGAUCAUGAAAAACUCCGAGUCUAAUGAGAUUAGCACCGAGUUUUCAAGAACACAAAACCAGACACAGAUUUGACCGAUGCCUUCUAGUGAUAUACAUAUAAACUUCGUUUUUUUGGUUGGAUGAACUCGAGUCAAGUUCUUCUUGGUUAAGGGGCAAAAAGAGAGUAACAGUUUGAUCAAUGCGUUUGGGUUUGUGGGUGGUUUAAAUCUUACAUUUUGUGGUGUCUCGGGUGAGAGCCUUUUUUUUCAUCUGGAAGCUUUGUAUAAGCAUCUAUAGUUCUUGAAGCAUAUAAGUAAUUAGUAAGCAUACACAAUGCACACAUCACCAAUAGUAUGAGUUCUAUGAUAUUGUAAUUAUGGAAUUUACUAUGAAUGAAGUAGGGUUUUGAUUA
This is a messenger RNA of Erigeron canadensis, 1511 nucleotides long. Its product is annotated as auxin-responsive protein IAA13-like. Bases 236 to 1192 code for a protein of 318 amino acids. NCBI's taxonomy places the organism in Eukaryota, Viridiplantae, Streptophyta, Magnoliopsida, Asterales, Asteraceae. The record is from RefSeq and is a predicted model, not a curated record. Gene Ontology annotation, biological process: regulation of DNA-templated transcription. The transcript has 4 exons. Gene Ontology annotation, cellular component: nucleus. Gene Ontology annotation, molecular function: protein binding.